AUGGUGAAAUUUUUCUUUACAUUAUGCACAUUUGCCUUUAUAAGUUUGGCAACACCUAAAGAACUCCCAAGCAAUCGCAGCCACAAUAUUUUCCAAGACGUCGUUCGUUCGUUCUACAACUCAAAAGCCAUCACCAACGUCAACGAACUCCUCAACAAAAACCACCGAGCUGAACUCGACGAAGUUGUACAAACUUUCAACGAUGGUGUUGGUUUUAAACUAAUCACUAUAAAAAAUGGUUAUGUGCAAGCCGAUCUUGGUUCAUUUGAAAAAGCUUUAGCUCAAUUGGAUUCAAUUAUUCCUCAACAAGCGUCGCAAAUAAGAAGCGCAAUCGAUGGAAUCCAUAAAAUAUCUGCUAGGGAAUUUGCCGCUUCGUUAACCAAGCCAGCGGUUAGUUCUAGGGCAGUUCAAAAAUCAAUGACGACUCUACUCGCUUCUACAGCUUGUAGUAGUUUCACUUCAACCAUAUCCGGAAUGUACUCAGAUUAUUCUUCGCCAAUUUAUAACAGUUGGAUUGGGUUUGUAGAUACCAUCGGUACUAUCGGUGAUACUUACCCACUUUUCAAACCAGUUGUGACUUUGGUGGAUCAAGUAGAUGGUGCAGUUACAGGUUUCGUUGAUAAUAUGGUCGCAGAAACUACAUCUACUUUAAAUGAAGCCUGUGGUGGUGUUAUAUCUUUUAUAGGAAAUCGUCGGGAUAUGUCUGAGAAAGAUUUGAAUAGGAUAAAUUUGCAAAACAGAUCUGUGAGUGUGACCAGUCAAUUUUUCAACUUGAUUAUUUCAGCUAUUUCUUUGGUGAUUAUAUAUGUUUUUAUAUUAGUUUUCGGAUUUACUUUAUAUGGUAUGAACGUUUUGAUUGGACCCUUGGCUUUAUUUUUUACUGUGUUUCAGUAA
This is a messenger RNA of Ceutorhynchus assimilis (cabbage seed weevil), 894 nucleotides long. Lineage: Eukaryota; Metazoa; Arthropoda; Insecta; Coleoptera; Curculionidae. The record is from the annotation of a GenBank genome assembly.